Setaria italica (foxtail millet) is the source of this 802-nucleotide messenger RNA. Its product is annotated as photosystem I reaction center subunit VI, chloroplastic. Bases 149 to 583 code for a protein of 144 amino acids. Gene Ontology annotation, biological process: photosynthesis. Gene Ontology annotation, cellular component: photosystem I; photosystem I reaction center; chloroplast thylakoid membrane. NCBI's taxonomy places the organism in Eukaryota, Viridiplantae, Streptophyta, Magnoliopsida, Poales, Poaceae. The transcript is spliced from 2 exons. The record is from RefSeq and is a predicted model, not a curated record.
CCUAUGGGCCUUCGCCAUCUCCGAGCCGCGCGAAGCUGCCCCUUCCCACACACGUCUCGGAUCCUUAGCACGAUCCGCCGAAUUAAGUUUGCGCACGUACGCACUUGGACACUACCGGUAGUAACCUCGACAGUACUCAGCGAACGCCAUGGCCUCCCUCGCCGCCGUCUCCGUGCAGCCGGUCGCCGUGAAGGGCCUCGGCGGCAGCUCCAUCUCCGGCAGGAGGCUCGCCGUCAGGCCGGCGCCCCGCGCCGCCUGCCGCUCCGCCCGCAGGCCCCGCGCCGCCGUGGUGGCCAAGUACGGCGACAAGAGCGUCUACUUCGACCUCGACGACAUCGGCAACACCACCGGGCAGUGGGACCUCUACGGCUCCGACGCGCCCUCGCCCUACAACCCGCUUCAGAGCAAGUUCUUCGAGACGUUCGCGGGGCCGUUCACCAAGAGGGGCCUGCUGCUCAAGUUCCUGCUGCUGGGCGGCGGAUCCCUGCUGGCCUACGUCAGCGCGUCGGCGUCGCCGGACCUCCUGCCGAUCAAGAAGGGGCCGCAGCAGCCGCCGGUGCCGGGCCCGCGCGGCAAGAUCUAAGUUCAGUUGCUCCUCCGAUCCUCCUCCAUUCGCCUACUAGCUUUGCUUGUACUGCUAGCUCCGAUCAUCACCAUGGAUCUCUGCCUGUUAUCCUGUUGAUAUUCGAUCGCUGCCUCUUUUUAUCGAUGUUGAUAUUGUACUCCGGCAUAUACAAUUAAAAUUGGUGCUGCGUGCCUCGUACAGCCUGUCGGCUUUGUUAUCAACCAAAGUUCGUAUAUA